Messenger RNA from Phodopus roborovskii (desert hamster), 4015 nucleotides. RefSeq names its product vacuolar protein sorting 36 homolog (gene Vps36). Bases 73 to 1233 code for a protein of 386 amino acids. Gene Ontology annotation, biological process: protein transport to vacuole involved in ubiquitin-dependent protein catabolic process via the multivesicular body sorting pathway. Gene Ontology annotation, molecular function: ubiquitin binding; phosphatidylinositol-3-phosphate binding. Lineage: Eukaryota; Metazoa; Chordata; Mammalia; Rodentia; Cricetidae. The record is from RefSeq and is a predicted model, not a curated record. Gene Ontology annotation, cellular component: ESCRT II complex; late endosome membrane. The transcript is spliced from 14 exons.
GCCGGCCACCAGGGGGCGCCGCUCGCGGCCCCGGAGUACGGGGGAGCGGCAGAGGCCGGCCCGGCGGCGGCCAUGGACCGCUUCGUGUGGACCAGCGGCCUCCUGGAGAUCAACGAGACGCUGGUGAUCCAGCAGCGUGGGGUGCGCGUCUACGACGGCGAGGAGAAGAUAAAAUUCGAUGCUGGGACUCUUCUUCUUAGUACACACCGGCUGAUUUGGAGAGACCAAAAAAACAAUGAGUGCUGCAUGGCCAUUCCUCUGUCCCAGGUCGUGUUUAUUGAGGAACAGGCAGCUGGGAUUGGGAAGAGUGCCAAAAUUGUGGUUCAUCUGCAUCCCCCUCCGUCCAACAAAGAGCCUGGUCCAUUCCAGAGCAGUAAGAACUCCUACAUCAAACUCUCCUUCAAAGAGCAUGGCCAGAUUGAAUUUUAUAGGCGUUUGUCAGAGGAGAUGACACAGAGAAGAUGGGAAAAUGUGCCAGUUUCCCAGUCAUUACAAACAAAUAAAGGACCCCAGCCAGGAAGAGUAAGAGCUGUAGGAAUUGUAGGUAUCGAAAGGAAACUUGAAGAGAAAAGAAAAGAAACUGACAAAAACAUUUCUGAGGCCUUUGAAGAUCUUAGCAAGCUUAUGAUUAAGGCUAAGGAAAUGGUGGAAUUAUCAAAAUCAAUUGCCAAUAAGAUUAAAGAGAAACAAGGCGAUGUCACAGAAGAUGAAACCAUCAGGUUUAAGUCCUACUUGCUGAGUAUGGGAAUAGCCAACCCAGUUACCAGGGAAACCUAUGGCUCAGGCACACAGUACCACAUGCAGCUAGCCAAACAGCUGGCUGGAAUAUUGCAGGCACCUUUAGAGGAACGUGGGGGAAUAAUGUCACUCACAGAGGUGUACUGUUUAGUGAACCGAGCCCGAGGAAUGGAAUUGCUCUCACCAGAAGAUUUAGUGAAUGCAUGCAAGAUGCUGGAAGCCCUGAAAUUACCUGUCAGGCUUCGGGUGUUUGACAGCGGUGUCAUGGUAAUUGAGCUUCAAACCCACAGAGAAGAGGAGAUGGUGGCCUCAGCACUAGAGACAGUUUCAGAAAGGGGAUCCUUAACAUCAGAAGAGUUUGCCAAACUUGUGGGGAUGUCUGUCCUCCUGGCUAAAGAAAGGCUGCUACUCGCAGAGAAGAUGGGCCAUCUUUGCCGAGAUGACUCCGUGGAAGGCUUGCGGUUUUACCCAAAUUUAUUUAUGACACAGAACUAAGAAUUUUGUAUCUGAUGUACCUUUUGUCAGUAGACUUGGCAUUAUGCCAAGAUCAUAUGAUAUUGAGCUAAGAGAUGAAUACAAAUAAACCAAGAAUUUGUUAGAACUUCACAAUAUAAUAUAAAACUCUUAAUCUUUCCCUAAAAUUAUGGUCUCAGAAAUGUAUUUAGGGUACAUAUAGGAAAAAUACAGAAAAAUGAAUAUGAAUAUUCAUUUAAAGUCAUGCUAUAGUUGUGUAGAACCCUUGGAAUUUAACUUGAAACAUGGAGGAUUUUAAUUUUAUCCUUGAAUUUAGGUCCUCUGAGGAAGAAGUAAAGUUGUAUGUUUGAAUCACUCAGAUAAUCAUUUUCUGUGCUAAACUUCACCAAAUUGUAAAUGUUUUUCUCUGCAUCUAAUGUGUCCAUCUUGGGCAUUCAUGAAGGAAGUAUUACCUACACUCACUGUAGUUUAAGAACCAUAAACACAGAGUAAAAGGUCAAACUGCAGAGUGGCGUGCCAGGUCUUCCUUGGCUUUGGAAGCAGACAUAGGUGUGUCUCUACCCGGUCAGAUAAAGCCCUUUGAAAAAGGAGACAGCUAGGUCUAAUUUACUUGGAGAGUAUUUGCCUAGAAGGCAGAGGCCUUGGAUUUCAGCUCUACCACCCAAGUAAUGGGGGGAAAAGAAUGAGAAAUGGCUAUGCAUUUAUUCCUCAGGUUCUUUUUAGGUUUUAAGUGAUAAUUUCAUGACCGGCAUUUUAAAAGACUGCAGCAGUAUCAUUUUGUUUAAGAAACAUGGAUUUUGAAACUGAAUUAAAGAGCUAUAUGGACACACCCAGAGUUGAAAUUACAAGUCUGAGAGUUGGACAGUUCUGGAAGGGCAUUAACUGCAUAGGACCUUAAGUGCUCUUGGAAGCCAAGGAUGUGAAGUAGGAAAUGGAAAAGUUGGCAGAUCUCCUUUCUCCUCUCACAGGGAAUCUCAACAUUCAACUAGAAACAUUCCUGUCAAAGCCCAGCCAUUUGCCCUUCUCAUGCCCUACAUGCUGUAAGUUGUGUGGAGGAGGCAUCGGAGAGAAAAGUUUUGUUGAUAGCAAAAACUGGCUUUAUUGCCUAGAGAUUGCUGGAGUUUUUAACUGAGUUGCCUGACUUCAUACGUGUAGUAUGUGGGCAUUACCUCAAACUCAGGGAGCCCUAUUAGAGGCUUAGCUGGAAUUGGAAGGGCCCCAGAACUACAGGGAGGGGUGUGCCCAGGCCAGGCACACGGGAGCUUGAGGAUACUCUCUGGAUGAGGUGGAGGCCACCGCAGAUGCCCUGUGGAGAAGUGCCAGUGUCCUCAGCUGUAAACCAGGGAACCCCACCCCGAUCCUUCCUGGGAAGUGGCUGCCCAUUGCUUCUUCCUCCAGUAUCAUGAGAAUGCUGUGGCCAGGGCAGCCUCCCUUAGUCUUGUUUUACAAAUCUGUCACUUAUUUUCAAGUGUAGUGACAUCUCCCCUAAUCACCUCAUUGUUUAGCUCAGGUUUACUAUAUGGUUAAUUCAUUGUUGGCUGCUCAAAUGUUCUAGGGGUUGGUUACCAUUGUGUCAGUUUAUUAGUGUGUCUCACAUAUCUCUCUCAGCCGCACACAGUCUGUCACAUGGCUCUGGCAGACUUACACACACACACACACACACACACACACUUCCUCCCUCUCUCUCUCUCUCUCUCUCUCUCUCUCUCUCUCACACACACACACACACACACACACACAUCUGACUGAGGUUCUUUAAAUCAAUUACUGAUAAUCUGUUCUACCACUUAGAUUUAUUGUAAGGUUGACAGCUUAUAGGGGCUGCUGAAAGUAGCUCUGAUGGUUUGGAUUCAUCACAACAAACACAUAAUACAUUUGUUCAUUUAAUGUGACAGCGAAUUAACAGGAAAUGGAGCAAUCUGAUUUGUAUAAUGUGAAUGAAAGAUGAAAAAUGACAUAAAUACACUUUGAAAAAGUCACAUAGAUAAAAAAUGAUUUGUUUUUUAUUUUUGUAAUCACUGUUUCCAUACCUUGGUUUAUCUUGUUGGCUUUUUUUUUUUUUUUUUUUUUUUUUUUUCUCUUGCCAAAUGUGUUGCUUUGGUCCUUUAGGUACAGGCUGUGUUUAAAAACAAACCAAUCAAGCCCUGGGUGCAAAAUAUUCGACUUUGGUGCUCAUCACUGUAUAAUUUUUUUUCUCUCACUUUCUCUUAGGAAAAUGAAUCUCUUUGUAAGUUUAUAAUGGAAUAGUUUAGUUCCUGUAAAGAAAAUAAAGAAAAAAAAUUUACAUUAUAUAAUUGAAGACUGUUUCCAGAGUUAGAUGAUUAGUGGUAAUGUAUAUAGAGUCAAAUUGUUGUGAAACUUUAAACUAAUUUUUUUUUAACCUUAGUGUUCUUUUUAAAAUUCUCUGUAAAAUAUAUGGAAAUGAUAAAUGAUCAGUCACAUAAAUCCAGUAUGAGAAUUUUCCUAUUUUAUAAUUAUUAAGUAGUGCUUAUGAGUUGUCUUUGAGGUUUUAUAAUGUUAUCUUUAAAAAUGGGAAACGAGUCAUAAGCUUUUUAAAGCUCUUGAUUCAGAUCUCACUGUAAACCAACCGUGCAUUCAUGUUGAUGGGUUACCAUGUGUUUCUGGUUACUAGUCUAAGUUGGUCAGAACAUGUGUUUAUUAGUUUCACACACACAUACUUAAAAGUUUAUCUUUUGCCCAAUAAUCUCUGCAUCUUCAUUUUGGUACAGUGGAGUCACAACUUGUUAGGUGGCUAGGUUUUAAAAUCUUUGCCUAAGGUCAAAAUAAAGCAUGCUCAAAAUGA